Molecule: messenger RNA, 1842 nt
Organism: Ogataea angusta
Lineage: Eukaryota; Fungi; Ascomycota; Pichiomycetes; Pichiales; Pichiaceae
Exons: 1
Coding region: 1-1842 (613 amino acids)
Source: RefSeq, a predicted model, not a curated record
AUGAGCUAUAAUACAGAACGCGUUGGGUCGGGGGACGAGUCGGACAAAGACGUGUUUUCUGAUACACCAGGACACAGUGUACCCACGACGGCCGACUUCUCAAGCUUCAACCUAACAAACUCUCCGCGCACCGCAGGAGGGAGUCCGUUCAGGUCGUGGUCUAGAGACGCGAGUGCACGAAGAGAACGGCGUGCUGCGCGCUUGCAGAGCAUCGAAGUGUUGCGGGCCAAGCUGGCAGGGUCUCCCAACGGCAGCUCUGAAGAAGAACAGCAGGAACAGCUGGACAUCGACAAGACACUGAAUAUAUUACCUGUACCUAAUUUCACCGUCAAAAACACAUGGCGAGGCACUAAAGACGUGUCAUCGGGCAAGCAAACAAGCAAUAAGGGCAAGUCUGCCUCAGAUUUCAACGAAAUAGACAGUUUACAGAAACAAUUGACAGAUUGCAAAAUUCAACUGAGACUGCAGAAGGAGUUGCUGCUGGAACGAUAUGGCGAAGAGAGUUCGGCAAUGGAGUUUUUGAGGCGUCAAUUCGAGCACACUGACGACAAUAGAGAGACGGAGCUUUUAAGAAAACAGUUUGACGACCUUGUGAAAGCAUUCGAGGAGCUACAAAGUCAGCUGGAGGUUUUACAGCGGGAUCAUAGCGACUGGAAAUUAAUGGCUGACCAAAUCCUAGAUGUGAUUGAGGAGGCCGGCGGGGAUUCCACAAUAGUUGAACGAGCGCGCAAAGGAGGUUUGAGUGCAAAGCUGAGGGCUGUUGGAUUGGAAACAGAGAGACUAUCGCAAAAACUGGACUCAAAUUUUGGACUAGUAUCUGGGGAGAUGAAUGGACAGAAUUCAAAAAUCAAAGGAACGGAAGAUGAAGAGGCACUGCUUGAGAGACUAGAUGAGUUGGAAAGUAAGAUGCAUCAUCUGGCUAAUGAAAAUGCACAACUCGAGAACCGUGGCAGCGAGCUGGAAAAAGAGAAUAAAAAGCUUAAAGAUGAACUUGAAAAGCUGACUUUGAUGGAGGAGGAAAAUCGGAAAUUGAGAGAAAUGGAGAGCAAAUUCGAAGAGCUCAGAAUUCAGAAGUCUCAGCCUGAUGAGAAACUAAUUGCCAUGGAAUCCCGGCUGAAAGAUUACGAAGACCUCCAGGCUAAAUUUGAGGACACCAAAACCAGAUUUGAUAGUUUGCUGGAGGAAAAGGAAAACAUCCAAAUGCAGCUUUCAGAGGCACAGCGACAGCUUCAGGCAAUUGAGGAUCGCGAGAUUGACCCAGAUAAAACUAGCCCCGAAGAGCUUAGGGAAUACGUUGCAAAAAUGGAAACUGACCUCAACUCGUCGCUCGUCAAGCAGAGGCAGCUCAAUUCUGAGAAAAUCAAGCUCAACUACCAAAUCGACGAACUCAAAUCGCAAAUACGUUUACAUGAGGAUAACGCACUUUAUGCAGAACAGAAAUGGCAAGACUACCUUACCAGUGAUGUUAAUUUCCAGACUCACCUAAUUCAAAUUCUUAGUGAGAUACUGGAUAAACAAUCAAUUAGAGAAGCUGCUGCAAAGAUACUACAACUUGCCAAUAGAGAUGAACUCCAGCUCAACGAAACAGAUACAAAAAAGCUAUACGAGACCAUUUUCGAGUACGAUCUGGCUGCCGUGCGAACAAUCGUGGCAGAUCAUGCCGAAAUGAGUAAAAAAGUGUCUACAGACCAUGCUCCGGUAGCAGACGAGUCACUAAAAUUACGGAUAGAAGAAUUAACAAAGAGGUGGAAGCAUGCCGAAGAGACGCUUGCGUUUGAGCGUAAGCAGUCUGAAAAACGGCUUCAAGAACUGGAACGGGAAAAUAAGAAAUUACGACAAUAA